AUUGGAGAUAUCUAUAAGAUCCGUAUUGUCUGUGAUCACUUACCCACUGCACCAGGGUGGCAUUUGGAAAACAUAAAUAUGGUAGAACAAGAAACCAGACAAGAAGUGCAGUUGGCGUGUAACUGUUGGAUCUUUGCGGAUUCUGAAGAGGAGGAAGCAAUAAAAGAAUUCCAGGUGUCCGGUAAUCCACAAGAACCUAUACCUGUUUCAGGAAGACUUUGGAAUAUACAGAUAACAACAGCAAAUGAUUCCUUACUGAGCUAUGAGAUGAACAUUAAUGUCAUUAUUUACGGAUCAGAUGGAAAGACAAAUGACUUUUUUCUUCAGAAAAAGUCUGAGAUACAAUAUUUCUAUCCUGGCUCUAGAGAUGAGUUUUUGGUAACACUCAAAGAUGUGGGAGAGAUCUAUAAGAUCUGUAUUGUCUGUGAUCACUUACCCACUGCACCAGGGUGGCAUUUGGAAAGCAUAAAUAUGGUGGAACAAGAAACCAGACAAGAAGUGCAGUUUGAGUGUAACUGUUGGAUCUUUGCGGAUUCUGAAGAGGAGGAAGCAAUAAAAGAAUUCCAGGUGUCCGGUAAUCCACAAGAACCUAUACCUGUUUCAGGAAGACUUUGGAAUAUACAGAUAACAACAGCAAAUGAUUCCUUACUGAGCUAUGAGAUGAACAUUAAUGUCAUUAUUUACGGAUCAGAUGGAAAGACAAAUGACUUUUUUCUUCCGAAAAAGUCUGAGAUACAAUAUUUCUAUCCUGGCUCUAGAGAUGAGUUUUUUGUAACACUCAAAGAUGUUGGAGAGAUCUAUAAGAUCCGUAUUGUGUGUGAUCACUUACCCACUGCACCAGGGUGGCAUUUGGAAAGCAUAAAUAUGGUGGAACAAGAAACCAGACAAGAAGUGCAGUUUGAGUGUAACUGUUGGAUCUUUGCGGAUUCUGAAGAGGAGGAAGCAAUAAAAGAAUUCCAGGUGUCCGGUAAUCCACAAGAACCUAUACCUGGAAAACGUUGGAAUAUACAGAUAACAACAGCAAAUGAUUCCUUACUGAGCUAUGAGAUGAACAUUAAUGUCAUUAUUUACGGAUCAGAUGGAAAGACAAAUGACUUUUUUCUUCCAAAAAAGUCUGAGAUACAAUAUUUCUAUCCUGGCUCUAGAGAUGAGUUUUUGGUACCUAUAAAAGAUGUUGGAGAGAUCUACAAGAUCCGCAUUGUUUGUGAUCACUUACCCACUCUACCAGGAUGGCAUUUGGAAAGCAUAAAUAUGGUAGAACAAGAAACCAGACAGGAAGUGCAGUUUGAGAGUAACCGCUGGAUCUUUGCGGAUGAUGUAGAGGAUGAAGCAAUAAAAGAAUUUCGGGUGUUUAAUGAUCAACAAGAACUUAUACCUGUUAAUCAGUAUAUUGUGUCUGUGCACACUGGUGAUCAUUGGGGAGCAGAGACAUUGGCUAAUGUAUAUAUAACUCUCUAUGGAGAAAGAGGAGACACAGGUGCAAGAAAACUGCACAAAUCAUCCAUCCCCGGAGACAAAUUUACAAGAGAUAAGGUUGACAGUUUUGAAUUAGAAGCUGUAUCCCUGGGUGAGCUGAGGAAAGUUGUGCUUGGACAUGACAGAGAAGGGUAUGGAGCAGGAAUGUAUCUGAAGAUGGUCACCAUUAAAGAAUUUGAAGACUCGCCUACUGAAUGGGUUUUUCCAUUGUGGAAUUGGCUGGAUAGCUAUCUGGGUUUGUGUCAAACAGUCUGCAAAUUGUUCACAACAGGCAAGAGAUUAUCAAAAAGUCCGGUACCUAUUGCUGAUUAUGGUGGAUCAUGGAUAAUUGAUAUUUCUGGGUCCGGAUUUGAGAAUGCGGAGAAUCUGAAUAGUUUUUCUCUGUCAUUUUAUGGUAAUGGCGGAAAGGCUUACGUGGAAGUAACAAUUGACGGGGACACUUUGCAGAUCAAGGAUGAACUACAAGUGGGCACCAUCUAUAAGGUUCAGGUUUCCUGGUCGCAUGCACAGGUGUUCACAUCAUGGUAUUUAUCCUCCAUACAUAUGAAACACACAGUGACGAAUCAGGAGAUGUGGUUCAAUUUUCAGCUCUGGAUAAGGCCUAAUGAGGAUAAAUGUGUGGAAAUCCCUGCAAUGUAUCCAUAUGAGGAUCCAUUUCCAGUGGUGGAAUACACCAUUUCUGUGCACACUGGAGAUCAAAUGGCUGGACGGUGCACCGGACGAAUGUACAUCUGCAUUGCUGGAGAACAUGGAGACACAGGAAAAAGAGUCCUAAAUGCACCUGAUUCUGAUGUCAUUUCUUUUACCAAAGGACAGGUGGAUGUUUUUACAAUUAAAUCUGUAUAUCUUGGUCAACUGCAGAAGAUUGUUUUAGGUUUCAACAAUCUGGAAUCAGAUUCAUGGCUUCUUGAGAAAAUCAUUGUCAAAGAAGACUACACUUGUUCCAGUAACACAUUUCUUUACAAUGACUGGUUGACAAGGCUUUCUGGGCAAGAGUUUACUAAAUCAGAAAUUCUGCUGACAGAUUCCGCUGUGGAACUAAAUAAGAUAAAUUCUUUCAAUACACCAACAAAAGGGAAAUGGCAACUGCGGGUGCUUGGCACACCCACCUUAGAGGAGAACAUGGCUCUAUCUGUUGUUUUGUUUGGUACAAAUGGUAAAACUUCACCUCAGAACGUGACCAACCUUAACUGGGACCCUAUUCUGCUGAGUGUUGGAAACAUGGAGAACAUAAUAAAGGCUUCAUUCCUGUCCAUGGGUCUAAGCUCUGAGAGAGGACUCCAUUUACAGAAGAUUCGUAUGAGAGAUGUGAAUACCAACCAAGAAAUAAGUUUUUAUCCAGAUAAGGUGUACCUACCUUGUGAAGAUGGCUUUGAAAAUGUGGUUGAAGUAGCAGUAGUCCUUCCCAACCAACCACCAUUGGAAGAAGUGACAUAUUCAGUUUAUGUAAAGACUGGAGACUUCCCCGCAUCUAGUACAGAUGCAGACGUUUUUAUCACACUAUAUGGAGAAAAUGGAGAUUCAUGCAAAAGAAGACUAAUGCAUAUGCUAUUACCUGGAGUAUUUUGCAAGGGAAAGAUAAGUGUCUUCAAAAUAAAGGCUGUGGAGCUUGGAAUGCUGUCUAGAGUACAUAUCGAACAUAAUGCUGUUGGUUAUGGAGCUGGAUGGUAUCUAGAUCAAAUCACCAUACAGAAGUCAGAUAAGGCGGAUAUUAAAUACCUGUUUCCAUGCCAACGCUGGUUAGAUACUGCAAUAAAUGACAAACAAACUGGCUGUGAGUUAAAGCUCCUUGGGAAAUUCAACAGAACUAAUGAAAAACUACUUACAUCCUCGGAAGGGACAAUGAAUAUUAUCAUGGUGACAGAUGAUAUUCCAAAUCCUGGAACCAAUUCUACUGUGUUUUUAACAAUUUGUUGUGAAAAGGGGAAUUAUGAAUCGGUCACAUUUGACAAAGGAGCACUAAGCGGGGGCAGAUCUAUGCACACAGUAGAGCUCAAUGGUGGUCUUGGAUGUAUCCAAAAAGUAAGACUUGAAAUGGAGGAUGAUGUAGAAGAUAAUAGCUGGUUCUGCAAGAUGGUGCAGCUGCAGCAUGUACAAAGUGGAGACAUUCUAGAAUUUCCAUUUCUGCAGACAUUUGGCAGUAAAGAAAAUAACUUUGUAGCUGAACUACCAGUUUUGAAACCUUCUGGACCUUUACUAACAGUAAAGACUUAUUACAUUUCUAUUAGUAUCAGUCAAGCUCCAAAACCAUUAACAGACAUAGAUUUGUUUAUUACAUUGUCUGGAACCAUGGGCAACACUGGAAGAAGAAAAGUCAAAUGCAAGCGGAAAGCAUUGUCUUCAAAGAUGGUUGGAUUUCAAUUGAAAACUGUUGACAUUGGUAUAAUACACAAGCUGCUCAUAGAAAAAGAGAAGCUAACUAAUUUACAGCUGGAGAAAGCCGUGGUGGAGGAAGGAUCAUUCAUCAAAAACAAAUACAUCUUUAUAGCCCAGCCGUGGAGGAAAGAAAAAACUAAAAUGAUGUUCAUGACUCUACAAGUGACAGAAACUAAGGAAGACAAUAGCUCUGACGCUUUUCUCAAUGAGGUUCAGUCUAUGACUUCAGACGGAGAAUGGAAUAUUUAUCUAUCUAUUUCCAAUGAAGAAAUCCAAAUUUCUGAAACUCUUCAACAUAAUCUACAGUGGAUCAUUCUGUUCUAUGGAGACAAAGGCAGGUCAAACCCACUCAGACUAGAAGAGCAACAUUUAGAACAGUGGAGAAAGGACAGACUGAUCUAUAAGGUAAAUCUUACACUUGAUCUAGGAGAGUUAUUUAAAGUGAGGCUGGGCAUCGAGAGCUGGCAUGGAGACCUGGGCCGCUUAUCCUUGUGCCACUUAAAAAUGCAGAAUACGAGAACCUUGGAUACAUUUAACCAGUCAAUAAAUAAAACACUUCCUCUUUCAUUAAGUGGAGACAGAUGGAUUGAAAUCCCGGUAGAAUGGCCUCUUAGAGCCUUCCUCUCUGCUGUUACAUAUUCUAUAACCAUUGUGGCCACUGAAUUGCCAGAGCAAAAAGAUCAAUUACAUUUUGGUAUUUGUUUACAUGGGAAACAUGGAGACACAGGACAUAGAUAUAUAAAUUGGCAUUAUAUGACCAAUGAGAAUGACGAUGAGUCAUUUACAGCUAUAUUAGAUGCGGUUGAACUUGGGGAAGUACAUCAGGCUGACAUUUCAGUGAGCAGCAGCAAUGAUUGCCAGCUAUAUAUAAAAAGGAUUCAUGUGAAGGAUUCUUCAAAGAAGGAGCUCUACGUAUUUAUUGUGGACGAGAGCUUUUCACUUGAGAGCAAAAUGCCAGAGACAAGGAAAGAAGUUGUAAUUUCACAAGUUGUCCAUGACCAUCAAGAGGAAACUGAUGAUGGAUUAUUAUUAUUAACCCCCAAUGAUAAAGGAAAUGUGGAAGAAGAUGAAGGGGAAUACAAUAUUAUGGUACACACAGGUGAUAUAAAAGAAGCAGGCACCAAAGCCAAUGUGUAUAUCAUUUUAUUUUAUGAGAAUGGAAAUUCAUCUGGGCCUGUCCAGCUAAAAACACCACUGGAAGACAUCAGACCCUUUCAAAAUGGAAAGGUUGAUACAUUUAUAGUCACAACAAAGAAUAAAGGAAAGAUCUCACAUAUUGAAAUAGGCCACGAUGGAAAAGGAUUGGGUAAUGGUUGGUUCCUGGAAAAGGUGGAGAUUGUUAGAGAAUCUGCGGAAGAAACACUGCUGUUCCCCUGCAACAGGUGGCUUGCGGAAGAUGAAGACGAUGGACGCACAGCCAUACAGCUCUACCUAUAAUUUGGAUUUAAAAAGACUCUAUCAAUAUCCACACAGUAAUCUCCUUCUCAUUAUACAUAAUGUGGACUGAAGGCUGUGGGUUAGAAGUAUAUUUAGUACCUAACCCGGCAAUCUCAAUCUAUCUAUCCUUUGUAUAUUUCACUUUUAAUCAAAUGUGCUUAAAUCUUGUAAUAAAUCAUGAUAUAUUAGCUGGCUGCCUCCA
This is a messenger RNA of Hyla sarda, 5491 nucleotides long. RefSeq names its product lipoxygenase homology domain-containing protein 1-like. Gene Ontology annotation, molecular function: protein binding. The transcript has 33 exons. The record is from RefSeq and is a predicted model, not a curated record. The coding region runs from base 79 to 5289 and encodes 1736 amino acids. Lineage: Eukaryota; Metazoa; Chordata; Amphibia; Anura; Hylidae.